AUGACUGUGACGAAGCAUUUGCGGAAUCCCCCGCACUUGGACGAGCUUGCAGCUGUCAUCGAGAAAUCACUACUAUCCAACUUUGAGACUGCAAGUUUUAGAGUCGUCGAAUGCCCGGAUUUAGCACAACCACCUUUUAGCCUCGCUGGAUCUGGUCUUUCAGGAAAUCCUCGGAUUGCGGACAUAGGUGGACAGCAACAUCUUUUCCCAAAGCCGAUUCUCAGUGCAAAAUACUCGCUUCUUUCUCUGGCGGGAAAUAUGGAUAUGUCUCCUCAUGCAGGUUUCAUUUUUGGGGCAGGUGCCGCUCCAUUCCAAGAUAUUGGUCAAAAUGGCGAGCUGGCGCCCAAUCUAUCCUGGCGCGGAAAUGACACGGCAUCCAGCUUUAAAGAUCCGAGCUUGUUGGCCUUGAACAACGGCACACGUGUAAUCAAGCUUCAGGCCGAUCAUGAACCAAUAUGUGAGCGCCUCUCGAGCACAAAUUGCGCAUUGAUGAUGAACCUCUUCGGAUCAGAUGGAGACACGGGCCCGGUUCUCAAAAUCAAUGCAAAGGCGCGCACAGGGGAACAUAAUUUUACCAAUUGUAUCCGCUACGGUCUGCAAGAGAUCUAUGGGGACGCCAGACCAAUAAGCCUUGGUGGUGUGUUCAUCUUGAAAGCCGGAAAAGCCAAGUUUCACAUUAUGCCCGACUUUCCCCUGGAAGAUCAAUUGCCAUUUAGAGACCGCAAGCAGCUGGAGAAGGAAUGGCUCUCAUAUCAUAUAUUCCAGGCCCCUGUGGUAUGCCUGACUGUGAUGCAUAGUGCAGAUCCGGAAGGAUUGGGCCUGAGGAUGGAGCAUACUCACUCCUUCGACGCAGAUGGAAACCGCAAAGGAGGUCACUAUCAUUAUGGUAUUCAGGAUGAAGAUGAGGAUGUCGAGUAUGAGGCUUAUUUUAAUGUCGCAUCUAUGGUUUAUAGGAUUGAUCAACCGAGUGUUUAA
Messenger RNA from Penicillium soppii, 975 nucleotides. RefSeq lists its product as uncharacterized. Bases 1 to 975 code for a protein of 324 amino acids. Gene Ontology annotation, molecular function: zinc ion binding; hydrolase activity, acting on ester bonds. Lineage: Eukaryota; Fungi; Ascomycota; Eurotiomycetes; Eurotiales; Aspergillaceae. The record is from RefSeq and is a predicted model, not a curated record. The transcript has a single exon. Gene Ontology annotation, cellular component: nucleus.